GUAAAGCCCUCCAAAGGCAAAUGGACUUUGUGACUUUGGGCUAUACAAAUAAAAUUUGAUUUGAUUUGAUGUAAGCAUAUAGAUGAAAACUUAUCUUCACUAAAAUCCAUUGUGCUGAAACUGACAUGAAUUUAUGAAUUUAAAGGAACAGUUUCACCAUUUGAGGAAUUCAAUUAUUAAUUUUCCUGCUGAGUUAGGAUACAGUAAAUGAGAUACAGCUCAGCUUAGCACAAAGACUCGAAACAAGGGAACUGCUAACCAAUCCAAAGAUACCAAAAUCUGCCUACCAGCCCAUCAAAGCUUUCUAAUGCAUUGGUAUAUAUUCACCAUACAAACAUGAGUGAUAUAGAGUUCCUCAUGUAACUUUCAGACUAAUGUUGCUGCCAUGACACGUGAAAUAUCAGUCUAGAAACUUGCAGAACCAAGAUUACACAGGGAUAGUGUUUCUGUACUAAAAAUAUUUUUUCUUUGGUAUUUUUUGUCUUCUGUGUCCUCUGUUCCAGAACACAAGAUGACCCUUAAACGGGGCAUUACAGAAGAACUCAGGGUGGGUUUUGAUCUGGAACCGAACUCCUGCAACAUUUACUUCUUCCCAGAAAAAGAAGAUGAAGAACACACUCCAGCCACUGUAGCCCGUCGUGGCAAGCUAUUGGAAACACUUUAUUGCCCAGGGCUAACGCUGCUAUGGCCAUGUGAGCUUGAAAACAACAAUCUUGAAAUGUCAUGCAGCGGGCGCUUUGAGUUCAGAGAUCUGAAUGACAACAAAGCCUUGGUGGUGACAUUGAAAAUGGAGCCACCACCCUUUAAUAAAUCCUACAUUGGUAUUGGUGCUGGUAUUUUCUCCGCUGUACUUUCCUGCUGUUGCUGCUUUAAGCGCACCUGCUGUCGGAGUUCCUCCAAGAAAGACCAAUCAGAGACUCCUAACGAUGAUGAACCUGCUGUGUAUUACCAUGAGUAUGAAAAUGAGCCUGUUGGACCGGGGCCAGAACAACUCAAUCCACCCUCUUAUACUCCGACUGUCCCGCUGAUACACAAUCCUCCUACUAUGGAUGACCCGCCAGCUUUUUCUGAGGUUUACCCUCCAGCACGGCAGGAAGACGUCCCAACUGUCCCUGUUCUCUCUGACCCUGAGCCACAAUUUGAAGUGAAGGGGUUGACCUUUCCCUCUGCCCCACCACUCAGUUCAGAUUCAACUGUCUGCGAUGUCUAUACGUCAGACAAACUCAACUUUCUCUGAAAGCGCACUCAAAUUUGUAGUUUCAACAUUUUCACUGGUUAGUCUCCACUGGUUGCAUGGCCACUGGUCCCAGCCAAGAAAUAGUCCCUUGUGAUGAAAUUUGAAAUAAAAUUUUUAAAUGAAAUUUUGAAAAGAAUUUUUGAGUGUGCCUGUGAGCAUCCUCAUCUUGUUGACCAUUUGAAUCCCUCAACAACUCAAGGAUCACAUGUUCAAAGCCAUACGUGAAAGGGAAGCUUUUAAUAAAAAAAACUUGAGACUUGAGAGUCUCUGCAUUACCUUUUACCUUCUACCGUACCUCGUGUGUCUCUUUUAAAGAGUCUAGUUGAGUGAAUAACUUUCUCUGUCAGGGAUACAACAUUUAUUGCAGACCAGGUUGACUUUUCAGGGAGGACACAAAAAUGAAGCAGCUUUAUCUCUGUAAUAUUUUAUCAUCAUAUAAUAAAAAAAGAACAUUAAAAACAUUAUAUAAAGUCUUCAUUUUGUAUCGGAUGCUUACAUUAUACAAGUUAGUCAAGUGUCAGUUAGGUUAGGCGUAGAAGCCAAUCACAGUUUAGUUGCAUAAUGAAAGCUGUGCAGUGCAAUGUUUAUGAUUUCUUUCAUGUUGGGUUCCUGCUGUAGCUUCCUGGGCUUGUUCAAGACUAAAAAUAAAUAAUAACUUUUGCUUGUACCUUUUAAGCAAAACGUUUGAAUUGACAGAGUUCAAGAAUUUGAAAGAAUGGAGGGAAAAAAAGGUCAUAUUGCUAUGGCUUACUAAUUUCCGACAGCACUUAAACGCCUCACAACUACUUCCAUAAACACAGCCCUGCUCAAUGGGUGGGACCAGACAAAACUACGGCACAUUAUCAACCAAUUGUACAUGCGGUUAAUUGCGUUUUAUUAUUAUGUGUAGUCUACAGCUCAUGCAUCAACCGUGUGCAUUUGUCAAAGUGUGGUUAGUGAAGUGUUGAAGCAUAUCGCACGCUUUACGUAAACUGGUCGACGACUGCUGGACUCACAACACAACACAUGAUGAUACUGUUGCUGUUUUUAGCUUCUUGUGUUUCUGCGGGUGUCUCAUAUAAUAGGGAGUAUGGGAAGGAAUUCAAAAUAAUGCUGGUCAGUGUGGCUCACUACAUCGAGUUCAACCAUAUGGACAGUUCAGACCAGACCUUGAUCGUGUGGAAACGUGAUGACCCCCCAGCCAGAGAGGACAGUAGGCGGAAGGUGGUGGGAAUCUACUUUGUGAUAAAAAAUUUGACCCAGCUUGACAGUGGACUCUACACAGUAAGAGGCAAAAAAGGCCGCAAAAUAUCCACAAAGUCCCUUGUGGUAUCUGAAAUCCGGAGGACCUUUAUACGGGGCGUUAGAGGAAAACUCAGGGUCGGUUUUGAUCUGGAACCGAACUCCUGCAACAUUUACUUCUUCCCAGAAAAAAAACACACUCCAGCCACUGUAGCCCGUCGUGGCAAGCUAUUGGAAACACUUUAUUGCCCAGGGCUAACGCUGUUAUGGCCAUGUGAGCUUCAAAACAACAAUCUUAUAAUGUCAUGCAGCGGGCGCUUUGAGUUCAGAGAUCUGAAUGACAACGAAGCCUUGGUGGUGACACUGAAAAUGAAGCCACCACCCUUUAAUAAAUCCUACAUUGGUAUUGGUGCUGGUAUUGUCUCCGCUGUACUUUCCUGCUGUUGCGCCUGCUGUCGGAUUUUCUUCAAGAAAGACCAAUCAGAGACUCCUAACGAUGAUGAACCUGCUGUGUAUUACUAUGAGUAUGAAAUUGAGCCUGUUGAACCAGGGCCAGAACAACUCAGGCAACCCUCUUAUACUCCGACUGUCCCGCUGAUACACAAUCCUCCUACUACGUAUGACACACCGGCUUUUUCUGAGAUACACAAUCCUCCUACUAUGGCAUUUGACCCGCCAGCUUUUUCUGAGGUUUACCCUCCAGCACGGCAGGAAGACGUCCCAACUGUCCCUGUUCUCUCUGACCCUGAGCCACAAUUUGAAGUGAAGGGGUUGACCUUUCCCUCUGCCCCCCCACUCAGUUCAGAUUCAACUGGCUGCGGUGUUUAUACGUCAGACAAACUCAACUUUCCCAGAAAGCCUUAAAAGUGCACUCAAAUUUGUAGUUUUUCAUUUUGUGAAAUACACUUAUUUACCAGUUAGUUUCCACUGGUUGCCUGGCCACUGGUCCCAGCCAAGAAAUAGUCCCUUGUGUCCCUUGUAAAACAGCAAAUUGAUGUUUUUACGAUUUGUUUUUUUAUGGAUCAAGUCAGUAACAUGUUAAUUAGUGAACUUUAGAGGUGCUCGUCAUCAAAUUUAGUUACCUCUGUACUGAGCCAAGCUAGCUGUUUCCCCCUGUUUCUAGUGUUUAUGCUAAGCUAAGCUAAACAGCUCCUGGCUGUAGCACAUGAAGUGUACCGCACAGACAUUACAGUGGUUCCCAGCAGUGGAUAAGUGUAUUUCCUAACUAUUCAUUUCACAUUAACAACAUUUUUACAUUACAUUUACAUUUUUGACUCCUCACAUAUUGACAAAUCUGUUCUUCCACAUUUCACAAUGUUUCAUUGUGCCAUGUUUUAUAACCUUAUUUUGCAUCCGAAUCAGUCAUAUUUUUAUUUUAGUUUUACUAUGAACAUACAGCCUUCAAAAGCCGCAUGUGUACGAGCAAAUCGUAUCGUGAUCACAGGUUCAAAGUAGUUCUGCACGAUAUGGCCUGUAACCAAUAUCUCGAUAUUUUUAAGCUAUAUCGCGAUACACGAUAUAUAUCUCGAUAUUUUUGUUGUUGUUGUUUUGUACUCUUUUUAUAUCA
Messenger RNA from Larimichthys crocea (large yellow croaker), 4025 nucleotides. RefSeq lists its product as uncharacterized. Bases 2243 to 3322 code for a protein of 359 amino acids. The transcript has 13 exons. NCBI's taxonomy places the organism in Eukaryota, Metazoa, Chordata, Actinopteri, Sciaenidae. The record is from RefSeq and is a predicted model, not a curated record.